Kwoniella mangroviensis CBS 8507 is the source of this 555-nucleotide messenger RNA. RefSeq lists its product as uncharacterized. Bases 1 to 555 code for a protein of 184 amino acids. The transcript is spliced from 2 exons. NCBI's taxonomy places the organism in Eukaryota, Fungi, Basidiomycota, Tremellomycetes, Tremellales, Cryptococcaceae. The record is from RefSeq and is a predicted model, not a curated record.
AUGCGACCGAAAGAACACGUACUUUCACAACAGGUGCUAGAGUUCUUGAUUGAACAUCAAGAUCACUUCCUCUUGGGAAUGGAAUUGAAGAAGCGCAAGGAAAAAGCACCGUCGACGGUCCCUCAAUCCCCUCCACUGGUCAAAGCCGACUCUGAUAUGAUGUUGCCCUCCGAAUCGGACGAUGAAGCACCUGCUGGAGGAUACUAUGUUAUCGAAGGUCCGGGUCGACCGACUUCACCAGCUUCCCCGCCAGCUUCGACCCUUCCCAACAUCAGCGCCGCCAACCUCCUUCCUUCUCCUCCGGUCAAACCGAACAUCGCUCCCCCCGAUCUCAUGGAAAUGUCUGAAUCCGACGAGGAAGCACCUCCUGGUGGGUACGAGAUCCGAACAGGUAAUCCAGCAUCCUUACGGGCAACAUUGCUCGCGAAAGCUUUGGCUCGAGGAGAAGGGGCAACUCCUAUCGGAACUGGUGUAGCCAGGAGGAGGACUUUACCUUCACGAAGACCUGGAGAGUUUGUACCAAGAUUGAAGCGGACUGCCAAGGAGGCACCUUGA